AUGUCUGCCGCCGUCGAGGCUCCGGUGAAGAGCCCUGAGCCUGCAUCCCAGGCACCCAAAGGCAUGCGGAAGAAUGGAAAGAACUGGCAUGGGGACAAAACCCCCUUCCGCCCGACUGCAGGCCAAACCUCCUACACCAAACGCCUAAAGGAACGCAAAGCUCGCGAAGCUAUGAAGGAAAUGGAGAAAGAGAUGAAGGAUGAGAAAGAGGCUGAACGUCAGAGGCGGAUACAAGCCAUCAGGGAUCGCCGGGCCGCCAAAGAGGAGAAGUUGCGAUAUGAGAAGAUGGCGGAGAAGAUGCAUAGGAAACGGGUUGAGCGGCUCAAGCGCAGGGAGAAGAGGAAUAAGUUACUCAGUUCUUAAGUGCCCGGUGACCUUUAUAAUAUACCUGCUUACUUGCCAUUGUGUUUUUUCUGGAGUACUGGCAAUGGCGUUUUGUUUGUUUUUUGUUUGUUUUUUAACCCGGAGUUUAUUAUUUUAAAAUUUUCUGCGUACGGACUAUGAGGAAAUGAUGUUCCAGUCCCGCGCGGUAUAGAAAUAAAAUAACGCAUUGCCAGAGUGUGCGGCCUC
This is a messenger RNA of Histoplasma capsulatum G186AR, 570 nucleotides long. RefSeq lists its product as uncharacterized. Bases 1 to 363 code for a protein of 120 amino acids. The transcript is spliced from 3 exons. The record is from RefSeq and is a predicted model, not a curated record. NCBI's taxonomy places the organism in Eukaryota, Fungi, Ascomycota, Eurotiomycetes, Onygenales, Ajellomycetaceae.